AGUUGGCAACUAUGCGUGCAUGAAUGGAGAUCAAAUCGAACAACAUCAAGAAUAAAAUUAAUUUUAACCGUAUUUACGCAUUUAUAUUGAGUGGCAUCCAACAACAUGGAUUAUAUGUUUGCAGAACUAUUAACGCACGAACAGUUGUUAAACAUUUUAAUUGAGCGUCAACUAAACAUACCAAACCUGCGGGAAAUGCCACACGAUGAACUUGUACGUAUCUACAAAUCGUUUGCUCUACCUUUGGCACGCCGGGAAAGUCAUCGCAAAACUAAAAUGCAGCCGGAGUUCAAAGGCUUGGAGGGGAAAACCGGCAAAGAGCCAAUCAACAAAGCCAAUGAAUGUAUUGCCGAUUUGCCUAUGGAUGUAGAUGGAUCUGAGUGUAUUCAAAUAUCAAGCGAUAGAUUUAGUAAAACUAAAGCGGGAAGGAGCAUAUCCUGUGAAAAGAGAUCGCAUGAUUACAAGCAUUUAAACCCUCUGACGGACGAAUACUUGAGCAUAGCAACCAAACGCAUCAAAAUUGCCUGGUCUUAGCUGUUCCGCGCGAAAAACAGGUAUCGCUUGGACAUGAUGCCAAUGUGAAAGUGUGGCUCCAGAAGUUUCUACUGCUGCUAUGACAAAAGUUUCGUAUUGUUACUGCAAAUGGUUUCCAUAUACGGAACAGUUCUCGAAUCCUAUUUUGAGAGGCUAAUUGUUAUAAUAGAAAGUGCAAUACGAGUAACGUAGUCAGGUUUGAUGCAGAGAAUGAUUUGUUUGAUAAAUAUAGUGUAAUGCUAUUUACAUAUAUUCGCAAACUACUGUAAAGUUUAUUCGACAUGAAUAAAUGCUUCCG
Molecule: messenger RNA, 832 nt
Organism: Anastrepha obliqua
Lineage: Eukaryota; Metazoa; Arthropoda; Insecta; Diptera; Tephritidae
Exons: 2
Coding region: 106-534 (142 amino acids)
Source: RefSeq, a predicted model, not a curated record